UGUCUCUGCCCUGAACAUUCCAGUUCCCUCGGAGGAACAUACAGGUAGCCGGGCUGGAGGGAGGUGCUAUGCGCACAAUGCGCAAACACUGCGCAAACUACACUAUAACUGGCAUGCUUAUUCUCCGACCGGUUAUUAUGGAUACGUGUCCUGGGAGAGGUGGGCGCCGGGGAUCCUCUCGACUUUAACACAUCCUCCGUGUCUUUAAUGAUGCUCAACUGGAGGCUCUGAAGUCUGCGCGCGCUGAUCAGUUUUUGGAGCCGCCAGCGCAGCGCUUCAGUUUGAAACGAGAUACCCCAUCUGGAGGACUGCGGGCAUCGUUUUCACAAAGUUUUAAGUUUUGCUGCCUUUUGUGUGUAUUUUUGCGUGGGAUUUCUUCGUCUGAAGUGCAUCCGAAGCUGCUGUUCAUAUAGUUUUUGCUUGUUUGUGUAACAUGGGGGAAAACGUGCGCAUCGGGCAACUCGUAUGUUUUCACUCCGUGGAAGUUUAGCCCUGCGCCCGCUCUCCUAAACUCUUAUCUUUGCAUUUUAUUUGGUAUACGUGAACUGAACGUUUGCAGCAGGGGGGAGUUAAAACGCCGGUAGGAAAUGACCAGCGAACUGAAACCACGGCUUUGUCUCAUGACAAAAGGAGAGAGCGGCUAUGGAUUUCACUUGCAUGGGGAGAAAGGGAAAAGCGGACAAUUCAUCCGCAAAGUGGAGCCCGGAUCUCCUGCAGAAGCGUCGGGUUUGCGCGCCGGGGACCGUGUGGUUGCAGUGAAUGGAGUUAAUGUGGAGAGAGAGACGCACCACCAGGUGGUACAGCGGAUCAAAGCCUUGGACAAUGAGACCAGGUUGUUGGUGGUGGACCAUGAGACGCAUGAAAGCCUGCGCAGCCUGCGCCUCACAGCCACAGAGGAGAUGGCCGUCCUCGGGGCCGUGCCUACUUCCUCCUCUUCUCCCCCAGCCUCCCCCUCACUUCCACCAUCCUCAGUCCCAUCUUCCCCAAGCAAGAAGCGAGAGAACGGCUCGGUGUCCAAGCAGCCGGUAACAGUGAGCAGCCAGGUACAGAAGCCCACCAGGAGGUCACCGUCAAAGGCUGCAAAAAAGGAGGCUCUGGCCCAGACUGAAGCCCACACCCAGGCCCAGUCCCAGUCUCAGUCCCAGUCUCAUUCACAGCCCCAAGCUGAACCGUCCGAGCUCGCUCCCCGCCUGUGUCACCUGGUGCGGUCUGAGACGGGCUACGGUUUCAACCUGCACAGUGAUCGAUCCCGGCCCGGACAGUACAUCCGCUCCUUAGACCCAGGAUCACCUGCAGACCAUGCGGGGCUCCGGCCACAAGACCGACUGGUUGAGGUGAAUGGUGUGAACAUUGAGGGCAUGCGGCACGCAGAGGUGGUGGCCUUCAUAAAGAAAGGUGGAGAUGAGACGUGGCUGUUGGUGGUGGAUCCAGACACAGACGAGCACUUCAAGAGGAGGGGAAUUGUUCCCACAGUCAGCCACCUCAGAGACUACGAUGGUCCAUCCAUAUCCAAUGGCUCUGCCAACCCUCACAUCAAUGGCAGUUCCACCACACAGUCCAUCAGGUCCACACAAUCUGACCUCAGCAGCCAGGGCAACAGCACACAGCUGGCGGACGAUGAGGGUGGCCGGCUGUUGGACCCAUUUGCUGAGAUGGGCUUGAGCGCUACAGCAGCAGAAGAAAAGAUGAAGAUCCAUUCCAAAGAGAAGAAGAGGGCUCCGCAGAUGGACUGGAUGAAGAAGUAUGAGCUGUUCAGUAACUUCUGAGAUGUUUCUCUCCGAGGACGCUUCAAACACAGAGACAUGAGCUUUUCGCAGCCCUCAGGAUGGAUGUGUUGGUGUUGUGGGAGAAGGUCCCUCUUACUACAGAGAUCAUGCUUUUUUUCCCUUAGAGAAGGAAUCAAGAUACAGAAGAAAAGAUCUUAUUCCUGAACUCAAAUGUGACAACAGGAAAAAGUUGUACAAAGGAUUUUACUUAGCCACUUCAGAGACUCUUUAACAGCCACUUUUCCCACUUCAAAGUGCUGACUGACUGCAAAAAACUAUGUACACUUUGCGAAAAUACCCACUUUUCUCUGACAUGUACUUCUAUCAGAUGGAGUAUUGCAAGUAAGAUUUUGCAGUUUUGGUCCCCAUCACUUUUUCUGUUUUAAUUAUGUCAUUCUCCCUACUCCUAGAGACUUAUUUCAAAAAAGUGUAGGAGACAGUUAUUUUUAUAUUUAAAAGGUAUAAGCCAAAAAAAAAAAUAAAAUAAAAAAACAAUGUAUCCUAUCAUUAUGACUGCAUUUUCAAGAGUUUUAUGGACACUGUGACGUUAAUGAUUGUGGACAUUGUGAGAGUUUUGGCCGAUUAGUCAGAGGCAGCCCAAAGUUGGCAGAAGAUCACUGUGAAAAUGUUGAGACCCUCCACCUCUUGCCCAUGCAGAUGCUUGAUAAUGACCACAGACAUAAAAAAAGGCUGUGUGUACUGGUUGUGUAUGAUGAAUCCUACAUAUAUUUGUACUUUUGCAUAGAAUUAAUUAACUGAUCACCUGAUCAGCCCUGCUUUAUUCCAAAAGAAGUCAUGUUACUUGUUACUUAGCACUCAUUCGUAGUAAGUGUACCACUACUAACCUCUUUUCCCAAAGUGCUCCACGUGCACGUGUGCAUCAAAGGGAAGCACCACUAACAUUACAUGCAUUGAUACAGCGAACAAAGGUAACUGGAAAGUAGCAUUAAGGAUGAUUUCUCAGGGCAAAUGGUUUGAGUGAUGAGCUUGUCUUUGGAGAGAGCUUGAUGUGUACAGCAGAGGGCAAACUUACACCACAAAUAGAGGCCCUUUUUGGCGCUUGAACUAAACAGAAUGGAUGUUUAUCCAAGCCAUUAUAUGGGGGCUGUGUGGGUCUGUUUCUUAGAUAUGAGCAGUAACUUCCUGCAGUCUUCACUGACUGUCCGGCUAAGGGCCAAAACACAGCACAUCUCCGUAAGGCUGCAAGUUGUCAUUUUUAUACUGUUUUGGUCAGACUAAGCGAACGAGAUGUAAGGUGUUAAUUAGUGGGCUAUAGAGGUGCUACAAGGUGGAUUUUGUUACAUUCUAAACAGAGCCAAGCUAGCUGUUUGCCCCUGUUUCUGCUUUAAGCUUAUUAACUGGAUGUUCACAGUAGCUUCAUGUUUACCACACACAUAUGAGAGUGCUGCAGAUGUUCUCAUCUGACUUCCCACUAGAAAGUAGAAUAAGUAGUAGUAGAAUUAAAGUAUCAUCCUAAAUGACAUACUAUCUCUUUAAUGGCCAAGGCCAGGAAAGAAAGGGAGAGAUUAAGGCUCAAAAGUGAGGCUAGCAUGUUUGAGGCUAAUGGUGGCGUGAAGAGAUGCGACCUGAGCACAAUGUUAGCAGGUUGUGGGUUUGUGGGCUGCAGGAGAAGCACACAGUGAGGUCAGAGAUGCUCUGGAGGAUCUACUGAAAGACACUGUGGGAGCCAUGGAGCUUACUGAGGAUUAUUACACACACAGGCGACAGCUGUCAUACAUAGGCUCACACACAUUUGGAGUGCAAUGUGUGAGUGUAUGUGUGUGUUUGUGUGUGUGUGUGUGUACAAUAAUGCUGCAUGCUGCAAUCCAAGCAAUGUGCCUGAACUGCAUUACAACAAGUGGGACUGCAAGCUGGAGGAAAAUGUCACUCAUCUAUGUGAACAUCUUGUCUUUUUUGUAACCAUUCACACCGUGUACUCAACACAAACAGUGGUGUCUUGAUUCAUCUUUGAACAUCAGUCUGUGUGCGCAGUAGGACUUACUCUGUAUGUUCUGACAGUCAUGGCAAAACAUCCUUAUUUUCUUGUGGCUGAUGUAUGUACAGGAAAAGCUGGUUGCAUUUUUUCAAUAAAGUGUGACAAUGGCGUUUUUUUGAA
This is a messenger RNA of Scatophagus argus, 3882 nucleotides long. Its product is annotated as Na(+)/H(+) exchange regulatory cofactor NHE-RF2. The transcript has 6 exons. The record is from RefSeq and is a predicted model, not a curated record. Gene Ontology annotation, biological process: protein localization to plasma membrane. Lineage: Eukaryota; Metazoa; Chordata; Actinopteri; Scatophagidae. Gene Ontology annotation, cellular component: apical plasma membrane. Gene Ontology annotation, molecular function: signaling receptor binding; protein-membrane adaptor activity. Bases 588 to 1766 code for a protein of 392 amino acids.